UCCAAUCGCCGCCUUCUCCUCUCUCUCGGCCCUUUUCCUGUUCGAUCUCGUUUCUUCGAAGCCCUAACGAUGGCUCUGAUCGUGGAGAAGACGUCCGCUGGCCGGGAGUACAAGGUCAAGGACCUCUCCCAGGCUGACUUCGGCCGCCUCGAGAUCGAGCUCGCGGAGGUAGAAAUGCCCGGCUUGAUGGCCUGCCGCUCUGAGUACGGCCCCUCCAAGCCCUUCGCCGGCGCACGCAUCUCCGGCUCCCUCCACAUGACCAUCCAGACCGCCGUCCUCAUCGAGACUCUCACCGCCCUCGGCGCCGAGGUCCGCUGGUGCUCCUGUAACAUCUUCUCCACCCAGGACCACGCCGCCGCUGCCAUCGCCCGCGACUCCGCGGCCGUUUUUGCCUGGAAGGGCGAGACACUCGCCGAGUACUGGUGGUGCACAGAGCGUGCCCUUGACUGGGGCACCGGCGGCGGCCCCGAUCUUAUCGUCGAUGACGGUGGUGACGCCACGCUCCUCAUCCAUGAGGGGGUGAAGGCCGAGGAAGAGUACGAGAAGAGCGGCAAGUUGCCAGAUCCGGCCUCCACCGACAACGUCGAGUUCCAGCUCGUGCUCGGUAUCAUCCGUGAUGGGCUCAAGGUCGAUCCCAAGAAGUACCACAAGAUGAAGGAGCGCCUAGUCGGCGUAUCGGAGGAAACAACUACUGGUGUCAAGCGACUGUACCAGAUGCAAGCCAGCGGCUCCCUCCUCUUCCCCGCCAUCAAUGUUAAUGACUCCGUGACAAAGAGCAAGUUCGACAAUCUGUAUGGGUGCCGCCACUCCCUUCCUGAUGGGCUUAUGAGGGCUACCGACGUUAUGAUCGCCGGCAAGGUUGGCGUGGUCUGUGGUUAUGGAGAUGUCGGCAAGGGUUGCGCCGCUGCUCUGAAGCAGGCAGGUGCCCGCGUUAUCGUCACUGAGAUCGAUCCCAUCUGCGCUCUCCAGGCCCUGAUGGAGGGCAUCCCUGUUCUCCCCCUGGAGGAUGUUGUAGCUGAGGCCGACAUCUUCGUCACCACAACCGGAAACAAAGACAUCAUUAUGGUGGAUCACAUGAAGAAGAUGAAGAACAAUGCCAUCGUAUGCAACAUUGGCCACUUCGACAACGAGAUCGACAUGCACGGGCUUGAGACCUACCCAGGCAUCAAGCGCAUCACCAUCAAGCCCCAAACCGACCGCUGGGUCUUCCCCAAGACUAAUUCCGGCAUCAUUGUUCUUGCGGAGGGACGUCUCAUGAACCUUGGCUGUGCCACUGGCCAUCCCAGCUUUGUCAUGUCCUGCUCCUUCACAAACCAGGUGAUUGCCCAGCUUGAGUUGUGGAAGGAAAGGAAAAGCGGAAAGUAUGAGAAGAAAGUGUACGUACUGCCUAAGCAUCUGGAUGAGAAGGUUGCGGCUCUGCACCUGGGUAAACUGGGAGCCAAGCUUACCAAGCUCACACCAGAGCAGGCAGAGUACAUCAAUGUUGCCGUUGAAGGCCCUUACAAGCCUGCUCACUACAGGUACUAAUGUGCUAUUUCGGUCUGAGAUGAUACCCGAAUCGCAAUGGCGGCGGUCUUACCCCAGGGAUCGGAGUGAUGCUGAAAUUAUCUUUGCUUGAUUUACCUUCUACCUUUUUCUGUUUUUGCUAUUUCCGAUGGAGUUUUAUUCCAUGUUGAAUUCGAUGAGGAAUGCUGUGGGCAAGCUUAGGAACUGAAUAAUUCUCCAAGCGAUGCCCCUUUAGUACUUCUUGUUGUCGAACUACUAUGUGAAAUUUAGUUUUGAGCCUUCGUGUCACAAACA
Messenger RNA from Zingiber officinale, 1800 nucleotides. Its product is annotated as adenosylhomocysteinase-like. Gene Ontology annotation, biological process: L-methionine cycle. Gene Ontology annotation, cellular component: cytosol. Bases 70 to 1527 code for a protein of 485 amino acids. NCBI's taxonomy places the organism in Eukaryota, Viridiplantae, Streptophyta, Magnoliopsida, Zingiberales, Zingiberaceae. The transcript has 3 exons. The record is from RefSeq and is a predicted model, not a curated record. Gene Ontology annotation, molecular function: adenosylhomocysteinase activity.